GCGUCACGGGGGCGGGAGUCAGCUGAGCUGCCUGGGCGAGGUUGUGAUUACCUGGGAUCUGCUAAGGGGAGCCUAUAAUCUCUUGGGACUGGAGCUGGGGUGCAAAGCUGCGCCAUGGACUAGUUGGGGCUCCUCGAUCGUCUCGUCCUUCACAGAGAAAGCGAAAAGGGCCCCAGAAUUUUUAAAAGGUUCUCAGGAUCUGUCAGACGCUGGGGAAGCACAACUUGCAAAUCCAGGACGACCGGGGUCCCAGUUGUGACCCCCAGCCCCCAGAUCAGAGAUCCAGAACUUGAUUGCCAUGGCGUCCAUCCUGGAUGAGUACGAGGACUCAUUGUCCCGCUCGGCCGUCUUGCAGACUGGUUGCCCUAGCGUGGGCAUCCCCCAUUCUGGGUAUGUAAGUGCCCACCUGGAGAAGGAGGUGCCCAUCUUCACCAAGCAGCGGGUUGACUUCACCCCCUCGGAGCGGAUCACUAGCCUCGUGGUCUCCUGCAAUCAGCUCUGCAUGAGCCUGGGCAAGGAUACACUGCUCCGCAUUGACUUGGGCAAGGCAAGUGAGCCCAACCGUGUGGAACUGGGGCGCAAGGACGACGCCAAAGUCCACAAGAUGUUCCUGGACCAUACUGGCUCUCAUCUGCUGGUUGCGCUGAGUAGCACCGAGGUCCUUUACAUGAACCGCAAUGGACAGAAGGCCCGGCCCCUGGCUCGCUGGAAGGGACAGCUGGUGGAGAGUGUGGGAUGGAACAAGGCCAUGGGCAACGAGAGCAGCACCGGCCCCAUCCUGGUCGGCACAGCUCAAGGACAGAUCUUUGAAGCAGAGCUCUCAGCUAGCGAGGGUGGCCUCUUUGGCCCUGCCCCAGAUCUCUACUUCCGUCCACUGUAUGUGUUAAAUGAAGAAGGGGGUCCAGCCCCUGUGUGCUCCCUCGAGGCUGAGCGUGGCCCCGAUGGCCGAGGCUUUGUCAUUGCCACCACUCGGCAGCGCCUCUUCCAGUUCAUAGGCCGAGCUGUGGAAGAUACUGAAGCCCAGGGCUUCGCAGGACUCUUUGCUGCCUAUACAGACCACCCGCCCCCAUUCCGUGAGUUUCCUAGCAAUUUGGGGUAUAGUGAGUUGGCUUUCUAUACCCCUAAGUUACGCUCGGCACCUCGCGCCUUUGCCUGGAUGAUGGGAGAUGGAGUGCUGUAUGGCUCACUGGACUGCGGGCGUCCUGACUCGCUGCUGAGUGAGGAGCGAGUGUGGGAAUACCCAGCGGGGGUUGGUCCUGGGGCCAAUCCACCCUUAGCCAUCGUCCUGACCCAGUUCCAUUUCCUACUGCUGCUGGCCGACCGGGUGGAGGCUGUGUGCACGCUAACAGGGCAGGUGGUGCUACGGGAUCACUUCCUGGAGAAGUUUGGACCACUGAGGCACAUGGUGAAGGACUCAUCCACAGGCCACCUAUGGGCCUACACUGAGCGUGCGGUCUUCCGCUACCAUGUGCAACGUGAGGCACGGGAUGUCUGGCGCACCUACUUGGACAUGAACCGCUUUGACCUGGCCAAAGAGUAUUGUAGAGAGCGGCCUGAUUGCCUGGACACGGUCCUGGCCCGAGAGGCUGAUUUCUGUUUUCGUCAGCAUCGCUACCUGGAGAGCGCCCGCUGCUACGCGCUGACCCAGAGCUAUUUUGAGGAGAUUGCCCUCAAGUUCUUGGAGGCCCGGCAAGAGGAGGCGCUGGCCGAGUUUCUUCAGCGGAAACUGGCCGGCUUGAAGCCGACGGAGCGUACCCAGGCCACACUGCUGACCACUUGGCUGACAGAGCUCUACCUGAGCCGCCUGGGUGCUCUGCAGGGUGACCCAGAUGCUCUGACUCUCUACCGGGACACACGGGAGUGUUUCCGUACUUUUCUCAGUAGCCCUCGGCACAAAGAGUGGCUCUUUGCCAGCCGGGCCUCUAUCCACGAGCUGCUCGCCAGUCACGGAGACACAGAGCACAUGGUGUAUUUUGCAGUGAUCAUGCAGGACUAUGAACGGGUGGUCGCAUACCACUGCCAGCAUGAGGCUUACGAGGAGGCCCUGGCUGUGCUUGCCCGCCACCGGGACCCCCAGCUCUUCUACAAAUUCUCCCCCAUUCUCAUCCGCCACAUCCCCCGCCAGCUCGUAGACGCCUGGAUUGAGAUGGGCAGCCGGCUGGAUGCUCGGCAGCUCAUCCCUGCCCUGGUGAACUACAGCCAGGGCGGUGAGGCCCAGCAGGUGAGCCAGGCCAUCCGCUACAUGGAAUUCUGCGUGAAUGUGCUCGGUGAGACGGAGCAGGCCAUUCACAACUACCUGCUGUCCCUGUAUGCCCGUGGCCAGCCAGCCUCACUUCUGGCAUACCUGGAACAAGCUGGGGCCAGCCCGCACCGUGUACAUUAUGAUCUCAAAUAUGCACUUCGACUUUGUGCUGAGCACGGCCACCACCGCGCCUGCGUCCAUGUCUAUAAGGUGUUGGAGCUAUAUGAGGAGGCUGUGGACCUGGCCCUGCAGGUGGAUGUGGACCUGGCCAAGCAGUGUGCAGACUUGCCGGAGGAGGAUGAGGAACUUCGCAAGAAACUAUGGCUCAAGAUCGCCCGGCACGUGGUGCAGGAGGAAGAAGACGUCCAGACAGCCAUGGCCUGCUUGGCCAGCUGCCCCUUGCUCAAGAUCGAGGAUGUGCUGCCCUUCUUCCCUGACUUUGUCACCAUCGACCACUUCAAGGAGGCAAUCUGUAGUUCCCUGAAGGCCUACAACCACCACAUCCAGGAGCUGCAGCGCGAGAUGGAAGAAGCCACAGCCAGUGCCCAGCGCAUCCGACGAGACUUGCAGGAGCUCCGAGGCCGCUAUGGCACCGUGGAGCCCCAGGACAAAUGCUCCACCUGUGACUUUCCUUUGCUCAACCGACCCUUUUACCUGUUUCUCUGUGGCCACAUGUUUCACGCUGACUGUCUCCUACAGGCUGUGCGGCCCGGCCUCCCUGCCUACAAGCAGGCCAGACUUGAGGAACUGCAGCGCAAGCUUGGGGCGGCGCCUCCUCCGACCAAAGGCUCCGUGAAGGCCAAGGAGGCAGAAGCUGGGGCUGCAGCGGUGGGGCCCAGUCGGGAGCAGCUCAAGGCUGACCUGGAUGAGCUGGUGGCUGCUGAGUGUGUGUACUGUGGGGAGCUGAUGAUUCGGUCUAUCGACCGGCCCUUCAUUGAUCCGCAGCGCUAUGAGGAGGAGCACCUCAGCUGGCUAUAGGAAGUUCCCCCGCGUGGGUGGACAGACAUGGAUCCAGCUGCCAGACCCUCCUGCGAAAGCCAGGCCCUGGUUGGUGUUCGGUCCUUGAGCUUGCCGGGUCUGCGAUUGUGAGGGGGUUGCAGCCAAGCUUCAGCCGGGAGGUUUUCAGGUGCGAACGCCGAGCUGUGCUUCAGACCUGUCUUAGAGCUGCCCGUCCCAGGCAGCCCGAGCUGGUGAGAUCAGCCGUGAUCCUUUUAACCACUACAUCUAACAGUUCCUCUGUUCUCGUCAGCAUGUUCACCUGGACUGAGUGGCCCGCUGUCCUUCCUUCCUCCGUCCUUCCACAGCCUCUGGACCUCCAGCUCGCCCUCUUCUGCCUCAACUAGGUGACCCAGGAGCAAGCAGGCAGACCCUAGGCACUUGUGGGGAGAGUGGGCAUGUGGAGAUGCUAAUGUGACCUGGGGCUCCAGUGUCGGGUGCCCUGAGGCUGAGGGCACACCUGGGACAAGGGGAAAUAGGGAGAGUAUUAAAUCACGCUACAAUGGUGGCCCUGGACUUGAUGGCUUUGUGUUGAUGCUGAAGCUAACAGGAUAUGAUCCCAAGAAAGGAUGGAAUGCCACAAGAAGGCUGCCUGCACCAAGUGUGGAAUAGAACAGGUCAGGUCACGGCCAGCCUAGUCGACAUAAUAAGUUCUAGGCCAGCAAAGGCUAGAAAAAAUUAAAUUAAAUUAAAAAAAUAAAAAUAAAAAGAAGAAGUCCAGAGUCCUGCAAGCCUUUGAGCCUUGGCGUAGGUCCUUCACUGGGGGUGAGGCAGGUUUUGCUUGUUUCCUUCUCUGACUAUAAAUGUUUAGAGAUU
Molecule: messenger RNA, 4054 nt
Organism: Mus musculus (house mouse)
Lineage: Eukaryota; Metazoa; Chordata; Mammalia; Rodentia; Muridae
Gene: Vps18
Product: VPS18 CORVET/HOPS core subunit
Exons: 5
Coding region: 299-3220 (973 amino acids)
Biological process (GO): endosome organization; negative regulation of intracellular estrogen receptor signaling pathway; regulation of synaptic vesicle exocytosis
Cellular component (GO): autophagosome; clathrin-coated vesicle; glutamatergic synapse
Molecular function (GO): molecular adaptor activity; ubiquitin protein ligase activity
Source: RefSeq, marked validated